AACUCCUUUACCCUACAUGCCUGAGAAGCCAGGGACCAAGAUGGAUCUUCUCCUCGACAUCAGCUAAGCCUGGAGGACUCUUCCCCUCAGAGACCAUGGAGAGGGACAGCCACGGGAAUGCAUCUCCAGCAAGAACACCUUCAGCUGGAGCAUCUCCAGCCCAGGCAUCUCCAGCUGGGACACCUCCAGGCCGGGCAUCUCCAGCCCAGGCAUCUCCAGCCCAGGCAUCUCCAGCUGGGACACCUCCGGGCCGGGCAUCUCCAGCCCAGGCAUCUCCAGCUGGUACACCUCCAGGCCGGGCAUCUCCAGGCCGGGCAUCUCCAGCCCAGGCAUCUCCAGCCCAGGCAUCUCCAGCCCGGGCAUCUCCGGCUCUGGCAUCACUUUCCAGGUCCUCAUCCGGCAGGUCAUCAUCCGCCAGGUCAGCCUCGGUGACAACCUCCCCAACCAGAGUGUACCUUGUUAGAGCAACACCAGUGGGGGCUGUACCCAUCCGAUCAUCUCCUGCCAGGUCAGCACCAGCAACCAGGGCCACCAGGGAGAGCCCAGGUACGAGCCUGCCCAAGUUCACCUGGCGGGAGGGCCAGAAGCAGCUACCGCUCAUCGGGUGCGUGCUCCUCCUCAUUGCCCUGGUGGUUUCGCUCAUCAUCCUCUUCCAGUUCUGGCAGGGCCACACAGGGAUCAGGUACAAGGAGCAGAGGGAGAGCUGUCCCAAGCACGCUGUUCGCUGUGACGGGGUGGUGGACUGCAAGCUGAAGAGUGACGAGCUGGGCUGCGUGAGGUUUGACUGGGACAAGUCUCUGCUUAAAAUCUACUCUGGGUCCUCCCAUCAGUGGCUUCCCAUCUGUAGCAGCAACUGGAAUGACUCCUACUCAGAGAAGACCUGCCAGCAGCUGGGUUUCGAGAGUGCUCACCGGACAACCGAGGUUGCCCACAGGGAUUUUGCCAACAGCUUCUCAAUCUUGAGAUACAACUCCACCAUCCAGGAAAGCCUCCACAGGUCUGAAUGCCCUUCCCAGCGGUAUAUCUCUCUCCAGUGUUCCCACUGCGGACUGAGGGCCAUGACCGGGCGGAUCGUGGGAGGGGCGCUGGCCUCGGAUAGCAAGUGGCCUUGGCAAGUGAGUCUGCACUUCGGCACCACCCACAUCUGUGGAGGCACGCUCAUUGACGCCCAGUGGGUGCUCACUGCCGCCCACUGCUUCUUCGUGACCCGGGAGAAGGUCCUGGAGGGCUGGAAGGUGUACGCGGGCACCAGCAACCUGCACCAGUUGCCUGAGGCAGCCUCCAUUGCCGAGAUCAUCAUCAACAGCAAUUACACCGAUGAGGAGGACGACUAUGACAUCGCCCUCAUGCGGCUGUCCAAGCCCCUGACCCUGUCCGCUCACAUCCACCCUGCUUGCCUCCCCAUGCAUGGACAGACCUUUAGCCUCAAUGAGACCUGCUGGAUCACAGGCUUUGGCAAGACCAGGGAGACAGAUGACAAGACAUCCCCCUUCCUCCGGGAGGUGCAGGUCAAUCUCAUCGACUUCAAGAAAUGCAAUGACUACUUGGUCUAUGACAGUUACCUUACCCCAAGGAUGAUGUGUGCUGGGGACCUUCGUGGGGGCAGAGACUCCUGCCAGGGAGACAGCGGGGGGCCUCUUGUCUGUGAGCAGAACAACCGCUGGUACCUGGCAGGUGUCACCAGCUGGGGCACAGGCUGUGGCCAGAGAAACAAACCUGGUGUGUACACCAAAGUGACAGAAGUUCUUCCCUGGAUUUACAGCAAGAUGGAGAGCGAGGUGCGAUUCAGAAAAUCCUAACCAGCUGGCCUGCUGCUCUGCACAGCACCGGCUGCUGUGAAGACUCUGGCCAUGGUGACUGGCCAUGUGUGGCAUCAUCUGGGCUAAUGGCCACCGGGCACCAUCGGACUCCCACCUCCACUGUCUGCUGCCUCUGUGUGUGUGUGUGUGUGUGUGUGUGUGUGUGCAUAUGUGUGCAUUGCCACUCUCCCAAGUUUUUCAGAAACCAGCAGAGCUGUCAACUCUUCUCAAAAUCCCAGGCUGGAAAUUACCUGGAGACAAGAGUUGAGUACCGUGGAUGUUCCUACAGGAGUGUCCAUAGAUGGAUGGAGGAGGUGGAGCCCAGAGCCCAAGGAAGAGCUGGGAAUUCUUGCUUCUCUGACCCUCACUUACAGACUAGCCCAGUGUGGGCAGAUGCCAGCGGCCCAGGUGGCGCCAUUGCUGUCCUGGGAUGGAUCGUGGGUUUUGGUGGAUGCAGCUUCCCAGGGCCUGGACCGUCUUCGGUGAAAAGCUGCUCCCGUUGGCUUUAUGAGCAUCAAGUCCUCACCCAGACCCCCUGCUGGUGCCGUGGAUGUCACCAGUCGGACUGUGCUGUGGCUAACCAGGCUGACAACUGAGAUGAGGAUUCACUGUACUCAUUUGGUCACAAGCUGCUGGGGCGGGUUUUAUUUUAUUUUAUUUUUAUAUUUAAGAAAUGAAAAUACGGGUAUUUUUAAAGAUUCUCCAAAAAGUCCAGAAGCCUUGACAGCUGGCAUCAAUCAGCCCAAGACCCCCAGGGGAUUCAUGGGAAAUGUCGUAUUUUAGAGUCCUACAGAAUAUUUCUGGCCUCAAGGAACUGGAUGAAGAGACUGGACAAAGUCCCCAGGAUGGGCAUCCCCCAAGUCACUACAGCAUCUGGAGCCCCUAGGAGAUACUCAGGGAAGCAAAUCCUUGUUUGGGCUGGCAAGCAAAUCCGACACGACGAGGUCCACAAACUGUUUCUGCAUCCCAGGGCUCUGACGAAGGCGUUAAGAAACAGAUGCUGUUCCCGCGUAGGCUCCCAGGGGCCCCAGGGAGGUCCAGGUGGACUGCCUCUCUCAUUCCCAGUAGCUGUCCUGGGACUUUGGGAUUUCUUCUCAGCUUUCUCCACCUUUCAGUUUCUCAGUUGUUUCAGAAACAUAGCAAUGACAUAAAAACUGCUAUGGAGAGAAAGCUAACAUGGUCCCAUGCCUUCCAGGCAGCCCUGCUGAAGGAUCUAAGUUGGCCCUGUUCCUGCAAAUCAUCAACGUGCCUGGACUCGCCAGCUAAAAGCCUGGGCCUUCCCCAGCCUUUUUUCUGGGGCACCUAUUCCUCUGCCAGUCCUGCUCCCCUCACCUUCCUUGGGCCCGUCAGAGUCUUUUGUGGUGCUGUGCUUCUCAGAGGCAGGAUCCAAGCAGAUCAGCCCAGCCUAGCCCAGCUCAGGCAGGCCAUGGCCGCUCAAGGGAAAGACUGCCCCAGAAGAGCAAGCUGGAGAGGCUGGGCAGGGGCUGAUGGGGCUGGGUACACUGGGGAAUGUUAGCAAGACUGGGAAGGAGGCCACAUUCCUGUCUGCAGCAGCCGCCAGCGAUGGUCUUCAGCAAUAAAAGUUGUGUGACCUGAGA
Messenger RNA from Homo sapiens (human), 3397 nucleotides. RefSeq names its product transmembrane serine protease 13 (gene TMPRSS13). The transcript has 13 exons. NCBI's taxonomy places the organism in Eukaryota, Metazoa, Chordata, Mammalia, Primates, Hominidae. Bases 96 to 1799 code for a protein of 567 amino acids. Gene Ontology annotation, cellular component: plasma membrane; extracellular region; cytoplasm. The record is from RefSeq and is marked reviewed. Gene Ontology annotation, molecular function: serine-type endopeptidase activity. Gene Ontology annotation, biological process: proteolysis.